Molecule: messenger RNA, 1017 nt
Organism: Uncinocarpus reesii 1704
Lineage: Eukaryota; Fungi; Ascomycota; Eurotiomycetes; Onygenales; Onygenaceae
Exons: 1
Coding region: 1-1017 (338 amino acids)
Source: RefSeq, a predicted model, not a curated record
AUGGCACCAAGCUCACCUCGCCGAAUCCUCUUCGUGUCUCACCCGCGUUCCGCGUCGAAUUUGCUCGUGCGCAUGUUAGGCCUUGACGAACAGCCAAAAGUUGCACAACGCUGGCUGCAUGGCUACUUCUACAUUCAAAUGUGGUUUCUGGCCGACAAGCUGGGCCUUCGAACCAAAAAUGUCGAUGACUGGACCGAGCAUGAACGCUUUGAAAUGCGCAAAGGCUAUCAAGAAUGCUUCAACAAAGUCGAAGAGCACCUUGCGGACGCAGAAAAGGAGGACAAGAUCGUAGUCGACAAGGAGCAUUCAUAUUACCUCUUGGAACCAGCUUCCCAGUUCAAAUUCCAUUUCGGCGCAGAUAAGGUUUCCGAGCCUGAAUGGAUGCUGGAUAUCCCCGAGAAAUACGGCCCGAAUAAGACAAGGUCAGAAGGAAAUAUCACUUUGUUUUCGGAUGAAUACUUGGAUAGCUGGAAACCCGUUAUUUUAAUCAGGCACCCUGCAUUGAUGUUUCCGUCCUAUUACCGCGCUAUGACGGAUAUUUUAAAAAUGGAGUCAAGAGAAAUUGAUGAGGGGUUGAAAAAGGACCUGGAUCUCAUUCUUAGCCUUUACUGCUCACGCAACCUAUACGACUGGUACGCGAAACGUCUGGGGAAAAGCGAUCCAGAAUCCUGGCCCAUCCUCCUAGACGCCGAUGACGUUAUAGGCACCCCGGAAAUCGUCCUCAAACUUUCCGACAUCAUGGGCCUGGACCGAGAUAGCUUGCUAUUCACCUGGGGCGAGGCGACCGUCGAGACAAACGGUUCGCUUUCUGAUAGAGUAAAACGGAUGACAUCGACACUUUCUGCAUCCACUGGUGUCAUUCAGACCAAAAUUGCGGGAGACCUGGAUAUCGACGUUGAGGCUAGAAAGUGGAGGGAAGAGUUUGGUGAGGAAGUGGGUAUGCACAUGGAGCGCUGGGUUAGAGCUGCGAUGCCGGACUAUGAAUACUUGAGAGAACAGAGAUUGAGGCCUAGCUAG